Messenger RNA from Erinaceus europaeus (western European hedgehog), 1043 nucleotides. It is a transcript of the gene ARL1, whose product is annotated as ADP ribosylation factor like GTPase 1. The transcript has 6 exons. Gene Ontology annotation, molecular function: GTPase activity; GTP binding. Gene Ontology annotation, biological process: intracellular protein transport; vesicle-mediated transport. Gene Ontology annotation, cellular component: cytoplasm; Golgi apparatus. Lineage: Eukaryota; Metazoa; Chordata; Mammalia; Eulipotyphla; Erinaceidae. Bases 227 to 772 code for a protein of 181 amino acids. The record is from RefSeq and is a predicted model, not a curated record.
GGGAACCCGCCCCGGAGUCGGAAUCGGAGUCGGAGUCGGAGUCGGAGCCGGAGCCGGAGCCUAGUUGCUGGCGGACGGGGCUUUCAGGGAACCCGCCCCGGAGCCGGAGCCGGAGCCGGAGUCGGAGCCCCAGGCCGAGGCGAGCGGAGGCAGCGGCGUCCGGACUCAGAGAGGAGUCGCUGCCGAGACCCGGAUCUGCGUCUGAACAUCUGCGAGGACAGACAUCAUGGGUGGCUUCUUCUCAAGUAUUUUUUCCAGUCUGUUUGGAACCCGGGAAAUGAGGAUUUUAAUUUUGGGAUUGGAUGGAGCAGGGAAAACUACAAUUUUGUACAGAUUACAGGUUGGAGAAGUUGUUACUACCAUUCCUACCAUUGGAUUUAAUGUUGAGACAGUAACAUACAAAAACCUUAAAUUUCAAGUCUGGGAUUUAGGAGGACAAACAAGUAUCAGGCCAUACUGGAGAUGUUAUUAUUCAAACACAGAUGCAGUCAUAUAUGUAGUAGACAGUUGUGACCGAGAUCGAAUUGGUAUUUCCAAAUCAGAGCUGGUUGCCAUGUUGGAGGAAGAAGAGCUAAGAAAAGCUAUUUUAGUGGUGUUUGCAAAUAAGCAGGAUAUGGAACAGGCUAUGACUCCCUCAGAGAUGGCAAAUUCACUUGGGCUACCUGCUUUAAAGGACCGAAAAUGGCAGAUUUUCAAAACUUCAGCUACCAAAGGCACUGGCCUUGAUGAGGCAAUGGAAUGGUUAGUUGAAACAUUGAAAAGCAGACAGUAAAUUCAAUCACUUCUGAAGACCAAAUCAAUAUAUCCAUUUGGAGACCGCCAAGUGUGCUUCACACUACUAAAAUUUAAAACCAUUUGAUUUUUGGUAUACAUAUACUGAACUGACUGCAAGAUUUGUAAUAAAUAUGAAAAAUAAGUAGUGGAGGGGUAACUCUUGAUCAAACUAUCUGAUCUGUGUAAAAUAAUCCUUUUUUGUGCUAAGGUAUGUAUUCUAUUUGUAUGGAAUUCUUAAUCUAAUAAUCCUAUUAAAGAAUGUACUAUUA